This is a messenger RNA of Pollicipes pollicipes, 1553 nucleotides long. It is a transcript of the gene CSN3, whose product is annotated as COP9 signalosome subunit 3. Gene Ontology annotation, biological process: ubiquitin-dependent protein catabolic process. NCBI's taxonomy places the organism in Eukaryota, Metazoa, Arthropoda, Thecostraca, Pollicipedomorpha, Pollicipedidae. Gene Ontology annotation, cellular component: COP9 signalosome. The record is from RefSeq and is a predicted model, not a curated record. The coding region runs from base 120 to 1430 and encodes 436 amino acids. The transcript has 2 exons.
GGUACCUAAGUCCGGACAGCCGUUGACACGUGGCAAUGUUUCAUGUGGAUCUAGGGGAGUUCACAAUGAUGGAAGAACGUGAUACGACGUAAUCUCCCAAAUAAUAUCGGCCAUCCAGGAUGUCAUUUCCUCUGGAAUCAUAUGUCAACAGUGUCAAAACGCUGUCAUCGCAAGGGAACCUCAGCUGUUUGUAUGAGUUCCUGGAAAACUCCGCGGAAUUGCUGUCGAAGAAUGUUAGUCACAUUGAUACAGCCCUUGCAGCUCUUGAAAUAGAGCACCACUCCCUUGGUAUUCUGGCUAUAAUGCUGGCCAGAUUUUCCGCAGGUGGAGGCGACGCGAGUGUACUGGAUAAACAGAUGGAGGAAUUUGUGGAUGGUUGUGUGGUGGACCAGAUUCGAUACGCCCCUGACUCAUACGCGGAGCUGUGCCACCUCUACACGCAGAAGCUGCUCGAACGCAACAAACCGCUGAAGGGACUGCAUGUUCUCCGGAAGGCCAUCGCCAAGAUCCAGGCCAACCCCAACCAGCUCACCUCAAUUCACGCCGACCUGUGCCAGCUGGCACUCAGUGCCAAGUGCUUUCGGCCGGCGCUCGAUGUGCUGGACGUAGACAUUGCCGACAUCAGCAAGGAGAACGGCAAGUUCGACGCCAAGCACCUGCUGCUGUACUACUACUACGGGGGCAUGAUCUACGCCGCCAUGAAGCAGUUCGAGCGCGCCAUGUACUUCUUCGAGGCGUACUUCACGGUGCCUGCGCUGGCCGUCAGCCACAUCAUGGUUGAAGCGUACAAGAAGCACAUCCUGAUGUCGCUGAUCCUGCGCGUGGAGAGUCCGCAGUCGCAGAAGCUGCGUUACCACGAGACGGUGCGGCAGACAAUCUCCCGCCGCCUGCGCCCGCUCUGCCCGGCGUACGUGGAACUGGCGACCGCCUUCGCCUCGCCCAGCCCCGACCAGCUACUGGCGGUCGUGGCGCGACACCAGGAGCAGUUUGCGCGCGACCAGAACACGGGUCUGGUCAAGCAGUGCGUCGCCUCAUACCACAAAAUGAACAUCCAGCGACUGACCAAGACGUUCCUGACGCUGUCACUGAGCGACGUGUCCAGCCGCGUGCAGCUCAAUGGCACGCAGCGCGCCGAGAUGUACAUCCUGAGUAUGAUUGAGGACGGCGAGAUUUUCGCGGCCAUCGACCAGCGCGACGGCAUGGUGCGCUUCCACGACAACCCGGAACAGUACAACGCACCGGAGAUGGUGGCGCGGCUGGAGCGGGAGCUGGCGCAGAUCAUGAGCCUCGGCCGUCGCCUGCAGGAGCUGGACGAGGAGAUCCAGCUUGAGCCGCAGUACGUGCAGAAGUGUCACAAGACGCAGGAGGAGGACACUGGGCAGGCGUGCUCCUCGUCCCAGAACAAUAAGGCCGUCAACAAUAUAAUGUGAGCGCUGGGACGGGCGGUGAAAGCGAUGAUGUGCGCAUGUGGGUGCUGCGCAUGUCGCUGGUUUCGCACCAGACUUUGCAACUGGUCAUGUUGUUGUGCUACUCGAAAUAUAACACUGAAUGUU